This is a messenger RNA of Cladophialophora psammophila CBS 110553, 1071 nucleotides long. RefSeq lists its product as uncharacterized. The record is from RefSeq and is a predicted model, not a curated record. Gene Ontology annotation, molecular function: hydrolase activity. The transcript has a single exon. NCBI's taxonomy places the organism in Eukaryota, Fungi, Ascomycota, Eurotiomycetes, Chaetothyriales, Herpotrichiellaceae. Bases 1 to 1071 code for a protein of 356 amino acids.
AUGUCAGCAAAUCCCAUACCAUACUCGCAAGCCGCAGAGCUUGAUCCCAGGAUCACAAUUCCACGUCCAGUUAUUGAUCCUUCUCUCGCGCCUAUUGUUGAUUCAUUUCCCCUCCCCGAUGAGUUAGACAUCAACUUCCUCCGUGGCAUAGCAGCCGGCGGGGACGAUGGGGCGUUUGCCUGUAACGCGGAUACGGUCCUGGCGGCCAAACCACGCCUGACAUACACAGAGCAUUCCAUUCCCGGGCUCGACGGAAAUACAAUCAUUCUGUCGGUGUUUGCACCCAAGAAGCCGACGUCAGCAGCGGCGCUGCCAGCUCUGUACCACAUCCACGGCGGCGGGAUGGUUUCUGGGGACCGGUUUGGGGGCGUCGUCCAGGCGGUGGAUCUGCUCGAGGGCAUUGAGUGCGUCGUCGUGUCUGUAGAGUAUCGCCUUGCACCAGAGACCCGUGCACCGGGGGCAGCGAGGGACUGCUAUGCGGGACUCGUAUGGAUGUCGGAAAACGCCACCAUCUUGGGCGUCGAUCCGGCCGAGAUUGUUGUGUGGGGGGUCUCCGGCGGCGGCGCCCUCGCCGCGGCGACGUGCCUCAUGGCGCGGGACAGCAGAUUGCCCACGAUCGCUAUCAAGGCCCAGAUGCUGUUGUCGCCCAUGCUGGAUGAUCGCUGCGCCAGCACGUCCGACCGACAAUUCGAGCACGGCAUCCCGUGGUGCGGCGUGACGAACCGUAUGGCGUGGGACCACGUCCUCGGCGCCGCCGCUCGCGGAACUGACGCCGUGACGCCGUACCAAGCACCGUCCCGGGCGACAGACCUAUCGGACCUCCCACCGACGUAUAUCGACACGGCCGAGUGCGAGGUAUUCCGCGACCCCGCCGUGGCGUACGCGACGAACAUGUGGCGCUGUGGGUCGACGUGCGAAUUACACGUCUGGCCAGGUGCCUUCCAUUUGUUUGACGGCGUGGAUAACCCAGACGUGCCGCUUAUUCACGCCGCGAUCGUGGCUAAGUGCACGUGGCUCAGGAGAAUCAUGGCUCCUAAAGCGAAGGUGGCGCCGCUCGGGUCUGUAUCCUGA